ACAUCUUUUAAUACCCCCUUUUAAUGAAAGUGAAAACAUAAUUAAGUGAUGUGAUUGAUUAUAUGACGAAAUGCACCAAGAGAAAGCAAAAGAUCCUUUACAACUGGCGCAGUGAGUAGGAUGGUGUCGUCAUUGAUCGUUACAUUGCUGAUUAUAUGUUCGCUUCGUUAAUAGGGGUUUCUUAUCUAAGAGUCUAAUUCAUUGUAUAUCUUUUAAGGAAAUGACUUUCUGUCGUGGUGAUGAUACUGGUGAGUGCUUGUAAACCACGGGCAUGCGCAGAAGGGAGGUGUAGGUGAGGCAAGUGAUGUUUAUCGUUAACUAUAGUGACAGUGUAUUUUCUCGUGUGUAAAUGAGAGAAUUGUUUUCGCUGUGUUUCCUAUAGUUCGAUGUUCGGAAGUCGUAAUUCGCUUCCCGUACUAAGUUACGUGUAAGGGUCGAGUGACUGCUAAAUACUCGUGCCUCGUAGCUGUGAUUAUCAGCCUUGUAUUGUGCUGUGGAUGUCACGUUUGGAGUUGUUCUCCUAUUUAUUUGUGGUAUUUUAUUAAUAACGUUAAUUGUUUGUUAAAUUGUUAUUCAUUUAGUUUUGUUUGUUCGAAAUUAACAUGAAGUCAGUUACUGAUACUUUGAGAGAAGCUCAGGCUCUCGGUUUGAAUCCAGAAGCUGUAGAAAGAUUACUAGAACAGGAGCAAGCAAGAGAGGAACGCGAGGAGCGAGCUUCUGAACGAGAGAUGAAAAAAAUAGAAUUAGAAUUAGCAGAGGCUGAUAAGCGACGCUCUCACGAACUCGCUAUGGCCCAGUUAGCAUGUUCUAAUGCCGAAAGUAAGAGUACGUCUCUUCAAAUGUACGAUAAUUUAAGAUUGCCUACCUUUCACGAUAGUCAAGAUGAAAUAGAUAGCUACUUGCAGAGAUUUGAGCGGUUAGCUACUCUACAUAAAUGGGAUAAACAAGAUUAUCACGUUUAUUUAGGAUCAGUUUUGAGAGGUCACGCAUUGAAAGUAUACGUAUCGUUACCUGACGAGACGGUGAAAGACUAUGAGAAGUUGAAGGAGGCUUUACUCAGAGCUUACUCAGUGGAUGCCGAUAUGUAUAGACGUUUGUUCGGGGAGAGUAAAUGUGGGGAGAAAGAAUCUUACAUUCAAAUGGUAGUUCGAAUGGAGCAGUACUUAGACAGAUGGAUUUCGUUGAGUAAUGUUGAAAAAGAUUAUCAUUCACUUUUUGAUUUUUUAGUCAGAGAACAGAUUCUUAAUAAUUGCAGUGCUGAUUUAAGGGUGUUCUUAAAAGAACAUGAUUACAAUAGUGCUACCGAAAUGGCAGAGGCUGCGGAAAGGUACAGGAGUGCGCAUAAUUUUCGCGGUCGAUCGCAGAGGUUUUCUCAGCCAAAUAAGACUGUAGCGAAGGAUAAUGUACCGAUUUGCCAUGGGUGUGGUAAGACUGGACACAUUAGGCCUCAGUGUCCUGAUAAUCCUAGAAAUUAUAAGAAAAUGAGCACUAGUAAAGUUAACUUUGUUUUUGAGUCUGAACUAAAACCAAACAGGUGUAUAAUUGAUGAUAAUGGGUAUGUUUUCAAUAAACGAGCUGAGGUAAUGUUAGAUUCUGGUUGCUCUACAAUAGUUGUGAAAGACAGUCUCGUUCCAUCAAAUUAUAAAUAUGGGAAACUCGUUAAGGUAUAUGAUUACUUGGGAAUUUCUAAUUAUUUUCCUCAAAUAAGGUGUUUUAUCAAAUCGAAGUUCUUUUCUGGCUGGGUUAAUGCCAUAGCAGCGCCUAUAAAAUUUGCAGAUAUAUUAAUUGGACUUUUUCCAGGUGUUAAAAUCCCGCCUGAAUCAAAACCUGAUGAAUCUUCUGCCAAUCUUGAUCUUGAUCGUUUCGAAUCGUCUGGAGAUCAUUUCCCCUCUCCUAAGUCUCCGAAUCAUUUGCCUAAGGUGGCGCUGCUGAUGGGACGGUCUACCUCCUUCGGAACACGCGAAGUUGAAAUUGGAAACGCGCGCACGUGAGAGAGAUGGGGAUGUGGUUCUGGCGGUGCCGACAUCGCAGCCGCCUGUGCUUCGGGGGCGAUUUGGGGCCGAGGACCGGCCAGGGCGGGGGGUCAAGCGGCAGCUUGGCUCCGACCCCGUCAUGCCGCCCCUGGGGCAGCCCCUGGGCGCGUCU
This is a messenger RNA of Penaeus chinensis, 2145 nucleotides long. Its product is annotated as galactoside alpha-(1,2)-fucosyltransferase 2-like. Gene Ontology annotation, molecular function: zinc ion binding; nucleic acid binding; galactoside 2-alpha-L-fucosyltransferase activity. The coding region runs from base 603 to 1991 and encodes 462 amino acids. Lineage: Eukaryota; Metazoa; Arthropoda; Malacostraca; Decapoda; Penaeidae. The record is from RefSeq and is a predicted model, not a curated record. Gene Ontology annotation, cellular component: membrane. Gene Ontology annotation, biological process: carbohydrate metabolic process. The transcript has 2 exons.